Hyaloscypha bicolor E is the source of this 1053-nucleotide messenger RNA. RefSeq lists its product as uncharacterized. Bases 291 to 893 code for a protein of 200 amino acids. Lineage: Eukaryota; Fungi; Ascomycota; Leotiomycetes; Helotiales; Hyaloscyphaceae. The record is from RefSeq and is a predicted model, not a curated record. The transcript has 2 exons.
CAUCUAUCGCAACCGCUCGUACCCUCGCUCAACCAGUUAUCCAGCGCUUGGCAGAGAGGUCUCAAUACAAUGGCGGGUGGCCCCUCGCGUUAUCCAUCACUCCAGGUGUUAGUUGUCCAGCCAGCGAUCCGGUAGCAUGCCCAACAGACUUAAUCAACCCAACAUGUUGUCCAUCAGGCAAUACUUGUUUCUGGGCAGGUGGGCAAUUCGAUACCUAUUGCUGUCCAACAGCCGACGAUUGCCAUGAAGCAGUCUUGAACUUCCCUCAAUGUGCUUCCAACAACCAAACAAUGUUCAAGAAUGGCAGUGGUGGUUUCUUCUGCUGUGAACCUGGAGAGCUUGGAAUGAACCCUUCUUCAGGGAAGGAGGGCGGACUUUGCGAGCCCGCCGAUCAACCUGUCCCUAAAUCCCAACUUGCAACCAUCGCGUCUCAAAUCGGUAUUGCGGUAGCGACGCCAGCUCCCAUGGCCACAGCAAGUGGCUCAAACAACGCAACGGCCACAGGGGCCAGCAAUCCAACAGAAACUAACCCCUCCUCAGCCUCUCCCACCACAGGCAACACGACCGCUACAACGAACAUCAGCAAAUGGCCUACUGCGACUAAGAUCGGGGCUGGAGUCGGCGUUCUCGCCCUCUUCGUGCUAUUAUGUGUCGUGCUCUCUAUCUGCAAGAGCAGGAGGCGGAGGACCAGGAAUGUUAUUCCCGGGGCGUAUGGUUACGAUACGGCGAUCCCACAGUAUGAUGAGUUUGGGAAUCGAGUUGACGGCUACGGGCCUCCACCAGGUUAUGUGCAACGGCCUGGUUAUGAACCAUACAGACCUGUGCAUUCUCCUUCGCCAGCGCCGCCGAAUCACGUAACAGUCAAUGUUGUCCAAGGCGAUUUGAAUCAAUAGUUGGGAGACAGGCCUGCUGUUUGAGCAUUUUGAUUUGAGCGGUUGUUUUAUGAGACUGUGGUGAGGAGUUUGGAGUUCUAGGAUAUUGUAUCAUGAGCGACGAAGAGCAUCAUAGACUUUGUAUAAAGUGAAUUCAGACAUAUAUUUUACAUCAAGCCUC